Galeopterus variegatus (Sunda flying lemur) is the source of this 2235-nucleotide messenger RNA. It is a transcript of the gene PSD3, whose product is annotated as pleckstrin and Sec7 domain containing 3. The annotation marks the transcript as partial. NCBI's taxonomy places the organism in Eukaryota, Metazoa, Chordata, Mammalia, Dermoptera, Cynocephalidae. The transcript is spliced from 9 exons. Gene Ontology annotation, molecular function: guanyl-nucleotide exchange factor activity. The record is from RefSeq and is a predicted model, not a curated record. Gene Ontology annotation, biological process: regulation of ARF protein signal transduction.
AUGAGCUGCAGUUUGAGGAGUGAUGUUCUCGAGCAGGACCUCAACCUCUUUUGUGCCAUGGCCCCUUUUGACCGUCUGGCAGAGACAUUUGUUUGGGUUAACAGUGCAUCAGCACAUUCCCAGAGUGUUGCUAAAGCCAAAUAUGAAUUUUUAUUUGGCAGACCUGAAGAGAAAACUCCAGAUACUAGUGAUCAUGGAGGAAGCACUUUACUCCCACCGAAUGUCACAAAUGAAUUUCCAGAAUAUGGGACCAUGGAGGACGGAGGAGAAGGCUUGACAGAUUCACUGGAGUUUGAUGUAGAGUCUCUGCCAUGCCACCCACAAGGGCAGCAGGCAGUCCAGCUUCUUGCUGGCCACCACUCUGGGCUCAACAGUGUUUCAGAAGGACCAAAAGAUGUCAGAGAGGCCCCCUGUCAAAGUCACCUCAAGGAACAAAGUUUACAACCCAUUGACUCUUUGAUUUCAGCUUUGAAAGCCACAGAAACCAGAAUAGCUUCAGGAACAUUACAGGCUACAAAGGUACAAGACAAAGAUGCUGUUUCUAGUUUUUCAGUUCAGCAGGUGGAAAAAGAGCUGGACACUGCCAGCCAUAAAACACACAGAACCAACAAACUGUUCCCUGCUGGCCAAGAAAAGUCACCGGAUAUACCUCUUUCAGCUGAAGUAACAAGUGAGGAAAACUUUUAUUUGAGCAUCCAGAAGGAUCUGACCGCACUGUUAACUGGAGAAAAUCAGGCAGAGCUUUCCCAGAUAACUAGAAAGGGGAGAAAAGGAGCUCUCUGUACACAGGAGCCAGCUUGUCCUGUGUCCUCCUCCCUGGGAAGCCUAGCAGUGACCCACAUCUCUGCGAGCAGGGUUGGUUUUGUCAAAGAGCAGAGGUCUGCUCUCGGGACAGAACACCCAGGGGGAUGUGAUCAAGGCAGUGCCAUGGGACACCCAGGCCGGAUCAAACAUGUAGAAUUUCAAGGUGUAGAGAUAUUGUGGACAGGAAGAGACAAGAGAGAGACCAAACAUUCUGUAGAUUUUGAGACAUCACUGGAAAGAACAGUUUCUCCUGACAGCAAAGAGUUUUCCAAAGUGCCAAGCCAUCUCAUCUCAUCUGCAAAUAGUUUAACUCAGAGUGUUUGGGAUGAAACCUGGAAAGCUCCUUCAGAGAGGCCUGGCACUAGCUUGGGGACAUUUUCCCCUCUGCAUCUUGUUGAGAGUGGAGAGGAUGAAGUAUUCCUGAGGGAAAACAAACAACAUCUUGAAAAGAAACAUGAACUAGACAGAGACAAGGAAAGUAUCCUUGAGGAACAGGAGCAUACUGGGGGAGGAGACGAUGAUAUCCUUGGGCCCGGGUGUACGGAGGACUCCACUGACGUGUACAGCUCCCAGUUUGAGACCAUUUUGGACAACACUUCUUUAUACUACAGUGCAGAGUCGUUGGAGACAUUAUACUCAGAGCCUGAUAGCUAUUUUAGCUUUGAAAUGCCCCUCACUCCAAUGAUACAGCAGCGCAUUAAAGAAGGUGGUCAGUUCUUGGAGAGGACGUCAGCGGGGGGACAUCAAGAUGUCCUGAGUGUCUGCGCAGAUGGUGGAAUAGUGAUGGGCUCUUCUAGUUGGAUCGCCAACGGGCUGAACGAUGCCAGCGACUCCAUCUACGCCAAAGGCACCCCGGAGAUUGCCUUCUGGGGAAGCAAUGCUGAGGUGAAAAAAACACGGCUAGAGGCUCAUUCUGGAAUGGGGAACACUGAAAUUCUGGAAAAGGAGACUUCAGAAGGACUCAGUAAUGGCACCAGCAGUAAUGUGGAAGCAGCCAAAAGGCUGGCCAAACGCCUUUAUCAACUGGACAGAUUCAAAAGAUCAGAUGUCGCAAAACAUCUAGGCAAGAACAAUGAAUUUAGCAAACUAGUUGCGGAAGAAUAUCUGAAGUUUUUUGAUUUUACGGGAAUGACACUGGAUCAGUCUCUCAGGUAUUUCUUCAAAGCAUUUUCUCUUGUGGGAGAAACUCAAGAAAGAGAAAGAGUUUUGAUACACUUUUCCAACAGAUACUUCUAUUGUAACCCAGAUACCAUUGCUUCACAGGAUGGAGUCCAUUGCCUUACCUGUGCAAUGAUGCUGCUUAACACUGAUCUGCAUGGCCAUAAUAUUGGGAAGAAGAUGACCUGCCAGGAGUUCAUUGCAAAUCUCCAAGGAGUAAAUGAGGGUGUUGAUUUCUCCAAGGAUCUGCUGAAAGUAAGCAUUGAACUACUG